Messenger RNA from Vicia villosa (hairy vetch), 2035 nucleotides. RefSeq names its product beta-glucosidase 40-like. Lineage: Eukaryota; Viridiplantae; Streptophyta; Magnoliopsida; Fabales; Fabaceae. Bases 98 to 1606 code for a protein of 502 amino acids. Gene Ontology annotation, biological process: carbohydrate metabolic process. The transcript has 13 exons. Gene Ontology annotation, molecular function: beta-glucosidase activity. The record is from RefSeq and is a predicted model, not a curated record.
CAUUAUUAUACUAUUUUCUUCUGCCAUUUCGUCUCCUAUAUAUACUGUGCGCAUAUUUGCCAAUCUCUUUCACUUACCAUCUUCCUAAUUAAAUUUGAUGGCUUUUAGAAGUAUUGUUGUUCCAGUAUUAAUAUUAUUAGAGAUUCAGAUAUGUUUAUCCGCAGAGAUUAGCAGGGAAGAUUUUCCAAAUGGUUUUGUAUUUGGCACUGCCUCUUCAGCAUUUCAGUAUGAAGGAGCAGUGAAAGAAGAUGGAAGGGGUCCAUCUGUGUGGGAUACCUUUUCUCAUACUUUUGGCAAGGUAAUAGAUUUCAGCAAUGCUGAUGUUGCAGUGGAUCACUACCACCGAUACCAAGAAGACAUUCAACUCAUGAAGGACUUGGGAAUGGAUGCGUAUAGAUUUUCUAUUUCUUGGUCUCGGAUUUUUCCUGAUGGAUCUGGUGCGAUCAAUCAGGCUGGAAUUGACCAUUAUAAUAAACUCAUCAACGCGUUACUGGCAAAAGGAAUCGAACCUUAUGUGACACUCUACCACUGGGACCUACCUCAAGCCUUGGAAGACAAGUAUAAGGGCUGGCUCAGCACUGAGAUCGUAAAGGACUUUGCAACUUUUGCUGAGACGUGUUUUCAGAAAUUUGGGGACAGGGUGAAGCACUGGAUUACAUUUAAUGAGCCACAUACAUUUGCUAUACAAGGAUAUGACGUCGGUUUACAAGCGCCUGGACGAUGCUCUAUUCUCCUUCACCUAUUAUGUAGGGCAGGGAACUCUGCCACCGAACCUUACAUUGUUGCUCAUAAUGUCCUACUCUCUCAUGCAUCAGUAGCAGAUAUUUAUAGGAAAAAGUAUAAGAAUAUACAGGGCGGAUCACUUGGGAUAGCUUUUGAUGUCAUUUGGUUCGAGCCUGCCACAAACACUAAAGAAGACAUUGAAGCAGCACAGCGAGCUCAAGAUUUUCAGCUAGGCUGGUUUCUGGAUCCUUUGAUGUUUGGAGAUUAUCCAAGUUCAAUGAGAAGCCGAGUAGGGAACAGGCUGCCAAAAUUCUCUCCAUCUGAAGCUGCUCUCGUUAAGGGUUCAUUAGAUUUUGUUGGAAUCAAUCAUUACACCACAUUUUAUGCAAGAAAAGAUUCCACUAAUGUUAUUGGAAUUUUGCUCAAUGAUGCCAUUGCAGACUCCGGUACCAUUACCCUCCCAUUCAAUGGCACUAACGUUUUUGUAGAAAGGGCAAAUUCAAUAUGGUUAUAUAUUGUGCCACAAAGUAUGAGAACCUUAAUGAACUACAUCAAACACAAGUAUGGGAAUCCUCCUGUCUUUAUCACGGAAAAUGGGAUGGAUGAUCCAAAUAGUAGACUUAUUUCGAUGGAGGAAGCUUUGAAGGAUGAGAAACGGAUUCGAUACUACAGUGGCUAUUUAUCUUAUCUACAAAAAGCUAUUAAAGAUGAUGGUUGCAAUGUGAAGGGAUAUUUUGCUUGGUCAUUGCUGGAUAAUUGGGAAUGGGCAGCUGGAUACACUUCAAGAUUUGGUCUGUAUUUUGUUGACUACAAUGACAACUUGAAGAGAUAUCCGAAACAAUCUGUACAAUGGUUCAAGAACUUUUUGAAACCAGCUAAAUAGUUGUGAGAAUAUAGGAUUGUAUUUCAAAUAACAGUGUUUAUAUUUCAUUUGGGAGAGUUGGUGUUGGAGAAAUCGGUCGGAUCUCCUGGUGUUUGUGUCGGUCGGAGAGAGGCGUUGAGUGGGUGUGGCUCAGUGGCUGUGAUUUUGGGUAUCUGUGGCAGUGUUCUAUUGUGAGUUAAUAAUCCUUUGGAGCGGUUGCCGUGGAGGUUAUGGUUUGGCUACCAUAAAGUUUGUGAGUUUUAUUAGUGUCCUGCUGGGUUCUUUGUAGGGUAUGCUGGUUGUGGAUUUAGUUAGCUUUUGUAUGUGAGAUUUGAUAUUGUCUGGGAGCACUUUUGAUUAGAUUUUUUAAUAAUGUUUUAAAAAUCGGACCAGUUUCAUAAACCGGUGAUGUAAUUAUAUUUUAAUCUAUUUUAAUUUAUUCGGGAGUCA